Biomphalaria glabrata is the source of this 1002-nucleotide messenger RNA. RefSeq names its product exosome complex exonuclease RRP42-like. The record is from RefSeq and is a predicted model, not a curated record. Bases 86 to 952 code for a protein of 288 amino acids. The transcript has 9 exons. Gene Ontology annotation, cellular component: nuclear exosome (RNase complex); cytoplasmic exosome (RNase complex). Lineage: Eukaryota; Metazoa; Mollusca; Gastropoda; Planorbidae. Gene Ontology annotation, biological process: exonucleolytic trimming to generate mature 3'-end of 5.8S rRNA from tricistronic rRNA transcript (SSU-rRNA, 5.8S rRNA, LSU-rRNA); TRAMP-dependent tRNA surveillance pathway; nuclear mRNA surveillance.
GAUCUACUACUCCUCCUACUAUAUAGAUCUUGAAAAUACAUAUAAAAAAAAAAAUAUAGAUCUAGAGGGUAAUCUAAGUCAAGUUAUGGCAGAUGUUGAUCUAAGCGAACCAGAAAAAGUGUACAUAUUGCACAGUGUACAGGAAAAUUUGAGAGAGGAUGGGCGAGGCUGUGAAGACUUUCGUCAUAUGGAGGUGGAAACAGGACUUAUAUCAAAUACAAAUGGCUCUGCUCGUGUUAGACUGGCAAGCACAGAUGUUUUGGUAGGAAUAAAAGUUCAGCUGACACCAGUUGAUCCUAAAAAACCGAAUGUUGGGAGAAUCGAAUUCUUCUUAGAUUGCUCAGCCAAUGCCACGCCUGCUUUUGAAGGCCGUGGAGGAGAAGGACUUGCCUCAGAAAUAACUGCCAUGUUGACACGCUCUUACAGUUGCUUCAGUGCCAUCGAUUACACUUCCCUGUGUUUACUUCCUGGGCAGCAGUGUUGGUUACUCUACAUUGAUAUACUUCUACUAGAAUGUGGAGGAAAUUUAUUUGAUGCUGUUUCUAUAGCAGUGAAGGCAGCACUUUUCAAUCUCAGGAUUCCUAAUGUCACAAUGACAAAAGAUGAAGGUGGCAUAGAACUGGAUGUUUCAGAUGACCCCUUUGACUUUAAAAGAUUAGACGUCAGUGGUGCACCAGUUAUUGUCACAGUUAACAAGAUAGGUCACCAACAUGUUGUAGAUGCUAGUGAAAAGGAGGAAGCCUGCAGUUUAGCUAAAGUCAUGCUGGGCAUUACAGAGAAGGGAACUGUUACUGCAAUGAAAAAAGAAGGGUCUGGAAGUUUAGAUUCUGAGAGCAUUUCAGAAAUGAUUGAGAGUGCCAAAAACGUUGGGAUUGAACUCAAUAAAUGUUUGCUAAACAUUUUAAAAGAGGAGGAGGCUAAGAUUGAGGAACCAGUUGGAUUUUUAAGAUAAUUAGUUUAGAAACAAUUGUUGAUGCUGUGUAAAUAAAGUUUUUUUUUGUU